UGUUGGCAACAUAAUAUAGUUUAUUUUUUGUUAUCUGUAAUUUUUCUAUGUUGUAUAAUUUAUUUGUCUAUGGUUUUUCACUUCCUUCCGUUUUCCAUUCGUUCUUGUAAAAGUGUGCUCAAAUAAAGUGGUUAGUGGUGUGUUAAUAUAAUAGUUUUUUUCUACGCCUGACCUCAUCUGCAAACAAUUAAAUACAGUCCACGCUCUACCACUGGAAUAACCGUGUGUGUUGGGUAUUUACACUAGUGCCCUACAUAAUGGUCCUUCUAUGAUGCGCCAUCGCCUUGUCUGCACGUGCCGUCUACGUUAAAGAAUUCUCCCGCGAGCCGUCUUCGCCUUUAAGAAUUCUCCCGAGAGGGCAGCAAGAAGCUACAACGCAGAACCCAGGACGCAGAGGUAUCCGUAGAAAGAAAAAGCAUCAACAUCAAGUUAGUUACCAACUCAUCUUUAUUACAUACGCCCGCCAUCUUUAUUACGAAGCCCUCACAAAGUCUUCAAUAUACUACCAAAGACAAAGAGGAAGGAGCACAUCAAUCAAACAAACAAGCGAAGCCGGACCGGAAAGAGCGAGUCGAUAAACACAAUAGCUGUCUGUCAAUGUCAACUGCGAUUCACUUCCUUCAGUUGGCACCACAGCAUACGAGCGCCGAAACCGACGAAUCACGUACGAGUGCAAUCAACCAGUAGCCAAUCACUGCGCGCCUCACCGUAGCAACUAGCAAACGACGCGGUCGCCGACAACGUUCGUACUGCGCGUAAGCAAGCAUCAAGCGUCAUUUAACUCCACCAUUUUGAUUUUAGUACUAAUUACUAAUUACUUGUAACAAAAUACACAUAGUUUUAAGUAUUUUUUCGGUUCAAGUGUUAACUAACAUUAGGAAAGCUAGCAAUAUAUUGCCCUAUUAGUGAACAUGGCCGACACAAAAGUUAAUAUUGCAAAAAGGGGUUAUGCAAAGAUGUCUAUUACUAAAAUUCAUAAUGCACUAUUGUCAGACGUUAAACAGACACUCGCAGCUUUAAAAAACCUCGAGGAGCCUGUCGACAGCUGGAGCAGCUUGCUUGUGUGUGUUCUAGUGAGGAAGUUAGACAACCUUACACGCUCUGCAUUCCAGAUGGAGAGAGACAACAAGUGUUUACCCACAGUAGGGGAGCUUUUAGGUUACCUGGAACGUCGAGCAUUGUCAUUGGAAAACGACUCCGUUCCCAACAAGCAACCUCAACCCCAACGGUUGACUAGUAUUGCAGUAACUGCACCUGCUUCUACCUCCUGCACCUAUUGUAAGUCUCCGCACAAGCUUUUCCAAUGUCCAAAUUUUAAAAUGGCAGCACCCACAAAACGUCUAGAGUUUGUAUUAGCAAAUAAGCUGUGCAAAAUAUGUCUGUCUUUCCAUAAACGCAACUGUAAAUAUCAUUUUAAGUGUGGUGAAUGCAAAAAGCCUCAUAACACAUUACUGCAUCAAACAGAUCAACAGCCAUCGAGCCCAUCUGUCAGUUUGUUAUCGAGCGCUCCUCGGGGACAAGUGCUUUUGCCUACUGCUAGAGUUAAGCUUAUUUCCCAGACAGGCACGAUUAUUUACGCACGAGCACUAUUGGACAGUGCCUCACAAGUAUCAUUCAUCACUGAGAAACUUGCCCUUAUAUUAGGCAAGGUUCCCGACAACAAUGCAUCAAUUAUAAUUGGCAUUACCAACACUGAGCAAACAGUUAACUUGCAAAUAAACCUUGAUGUACACUCUAUAGUAUAUCCAUAUAAGGUCAAUGUUAAUUGUCAUAUUGUUAAAACGAUAACCACAAAGUUGCCUCAAGCACCUAUCGACACUUCCAAUCUAACUUUUCCUGCUAACUGCAAUCUAGCUGACGCUACCUUUAAUAUGCCUGGUGAUGUGCAUGUAUUGUUAGGAGCUGAUGUCUUUUUCCAGGCCCUGUUGCCACUCCAUGAGUCAAUAAGUAACGAGGGUCCUGCAAAAACAGGCACAACAUUCUCCGAGCAACCAUCUAUAAUUCACACAUCAUUUGGGCACAUAGUAGCGGGACGCAGUGCCUAUGACACUGCCAACAGUAAGCAGGUUAUAUCUUUAUUUUGUCAGGAGUGUGAUAGCAAUUUAAAUGAGUCAUUGAGUGCAUUUUGGGAAACUGAGCGAGUGUCUGAAAUCUUCCCCGAGCAAUUACCUGAACAAGAGUAUUGUGAAAAGUUUUUUAAUGAGACUACAAAGCUUGAGAAUAAUACAUUUCAAGUUUCGAUGCCUAUUAAAGUCCCGUUACAUCAAAUAAACUUAGAACUGGGAGAAUCAUUUCACUUAGCCUAUAAACGAUUUCUUAAUUUGGAAAAGAAAUUACAUAAAAACACAAACCUUUUCCACGAAUACAAAAAGUUUAUCGAUGAAUAUAUUGAAUUAAAUCAUGGUGAGUACAUUAAUAUAAAUAGCUAUAAUUUAUCGAAAGAUCCUAUUUACUUUCUCCCUCACCAUGCUGUAAUUAAAGAGAAUGCUCGUUCUACAAAAUUAAGAGCAGUAUUCGACGGCUCAAUGCGUACGAACAAAAGAAUUUCAUUGAACGAUCUGUUACUCAAUGGCCCUGUAGUACAGAAAGAUUUAUUAGAAACACUUAUAGCUUUCAGAUUAGGAACCUUUUUCUUUAUCUGCGAUAUACGUAGGAUGUUUAGGUGCAUUAGAUUAGAUCCUAGUCAACGUUCACUUCAAAACAUAUUAUGGCGCGAAUCACCAGAUGAAGACAUCAAGUGCAUACAGCUGUCUACUGUCACUUAUGGUCUAAAGUCGUCAUCUUAUUUAGCCACUCGUUGCCUGAUUGAACUUGCCAAUAGAUAUAAGGAACAAUUUCCAUUAGCAUCCUCUAUUUUAAUUAAUAACACCUACGUCGACGAUGUAUUAGUUAAUAAUAAUAACAAGCAAGUAUUAUUAAAAAUGCAGACUGAAUUAGUAGAGUUACUUGCUCUGGGAGGAUUUCAGCUCCACAAGUGGGCUUCCAACUGUGACUCAGUACUCAAAAAUGUACAAAAUAAUAAUUACAACCAAGAAAGCGAGGUUGAUUUAAGCAAAACUGAAACAUCUGUAAAAACUUUAGGUAUUGAAUUCGUUAUUAAUGAUGAUACCUUUACAAGCUCAUGUCCUGAACCUUACACUAGUGUAAAUGAUAGCAAGAGAGACAUACUUAGCUAUAUUAGUAAGUUCUAUGAUCCACUAGGGUUAAUCGGUCCAAUUUUUGUUCGUGCAAAGGUAAUCAUGCAAAAACUGUGGGCUUCUAAUACAGAUUGGGACUCUCCUCCCCCACAAGACAUACGUCAGAUGUGGAUAGAAUUUGUUAGGGACUUGUCACAGAUGGAACCUUUAAGUGUACCUCGAUGUGCCAUAGCUAAUAAUUGUGUAGUCAUUCAAUUAUUAGGUUUUGCCGACGCAUCCUCAGUUGCAUAUGGCUGCUGCUUGUAUUUGCGUUCUACUGACACACAAGGCAAUGUACACAUCCAAUUGUUAUGUUCAAAAUCUAGAAUUAAUCCAUUAAAUAAAAGCCUUACUACUCCCAGGCUAGAAUUAAAUGCAGUCUUGCUUCUUACGAAAUUAACUGUAAAGGUACUCAAUGCAUUAAGUGCCAAUAAUAUAAAAUGUGAUAAUACUUACCUAUUUUCAGACUCACAAAUAGUUUUAGCAUGGCUCAAAAUAGAUUCCGCGAAACUACAGACCUAUGUCGCGAAUAGAGUAAGAGUAAUAACAGAGCUCUCUCAUAAUUAUCACUGGUUAUAUGUAAAUACUGAUGAGAAUCCUGCAGAUUGUCUCAGUAGAGGCCUUCAUCCUAAUGAACUUAAGGCUAAUAACAUGUGGUUGUAUGGCCCAUCCUUCUUAUAUGAUAAAGAUUAUAAAUUUUAUUUGAAGUCAGAGAUAGUGACACAAUUACCCGAACUUAAACAAAACAUUACAAGGGCAGUAUGUGUCAAAGUAACAGCCAUUGAUUGUGAUGUAUAUGAAAAGUUAAAGAAAUUUUCCAGUAUUAAUAAAAUGACUCGUGUACUUGCCUAUAUACUUAGAUUUUGUACAAAUAUUAAUCCUAACAAAAACAACAAAAUUAAAGGAUUUUUAUCAACCAAAGAGCUAAAUAAAGCACUAAUGUUAAUUAUAAAUAAUGAACAACACAUAUACUAUGCGAGUGAUAUUAAAUCUUUACAAGUUCACAAUCGAGUAGAUAGCAAUUUAAAACCUCUGACACCGUUCAUAGAUAAAGAUGGCAUUAUAAGAGUAGGCGGACGUUUACAAAACGCAUCAAUCCCCUACUCUAGCCAACAUCCUGCCAUAUUGCCAAAGGAAUCAAUGAUAACAGCCUUGAUAAUUAAAGAUGAACACAUUAAGCUAUUACAUGCCAGUCAAAAACUAUUAUUAAGCUCUAUUAGGCAGAGAUUUUGGAUCAUUGAUGGUCUAAGAACAAUAAAAAAAAUUAUUCACAAAUGUGUAACCUGUUGCAGAUUGAAAGCCGCUGCUGCAGCUCAGCUGAUGGGUUCCUUGCCUACGCAACGCGUAAACGCGUGCCGCGUCUUUGAAAAAAUUGGUAUUGACUUCGCUGGGCCAGUUUCGGUAAAAAAUAGCCGCAUUCGAAAGCCAACUAUAGGCAAAGGUUACAUUGUAUUGUUUGUAUGUUUUGUCACUAAAGCUAUUCAUCUAGAGCUAGCCUCAGAUUUGACAACCGAUACUUUUCUCGCAUGCUUUAAACGAUUCAUUGCGAGACGAAACCUGCCCAGCGACGUCCACUGUGAUAACGGCUCGACGUUCAAAGGGGCAAGGAACCAAUUAGAUGAACUGUAUCGCUUGCACGCUUCUCGAAGUCACCAAUGCGAAGUACAAUCCUUCGCGGCUGCUAGAGGAAUCAAUUUCCACUUUAUACCUAGUUACAGCCCGAUAUUUGGUGGACUUUGGGAAAGCGGUGUAAAAAGCGUGAAAUAUCACUUGAAACGUGUAGUAGGCAAGGCGUUACUCACGUAUGAGCAACUCAAUACUGUUCUAGUAGAAAUAGAGGGCGUUCUUAAUUCUAGACCGCUCACCGCAGUUACUGCCGACCCAAAUGACCUCAAUUACCUCUCUCCAGGUCAUUUUCUGACAGGAGCACCUCUUAAUUCUUAUCCAGAACACAAUAUGUCAGAUACACCAACUAAUUUACUUAAAUUUUGGUCUAUAACCGUAAGUAUGAAACAAAACUUUUGGAAAUAUUGGAGUAAACAUUAUUUGUGUCUUUUACAAAGCAGGCCCAAAUGGCGUGACGUUUCUUCUAACGUAAAAAUUGGUAGCUUGGUCAUAUUACGUAGUGAUAAUAGUCCUCCUUUGCAUUGGCCUAUGGCUCGUGUGUCCAAUAUCUUUCCAGGGAAAGAUGGCCAGGUUAGAACUGUCGAAGUUACUCUUUCAAACGGUCAUGUUCACAAUAGGGCAUUAUCAAAAAUAUGUUUGCUACCUAUCGAUUCAUAAAAGUGUUUGAUUCUAAAAUGUAUAAUUUUAAUAUUUAAGUAUUCCUAUGUCUACACAACCUAUGUUGUAAAAUUUAUGCUGUAUUUGUCAAUUAAAUUUUAAAUUGUUCAUUUUGAGGGCGCAGCUUAUGUUGGCAACAUAAUAUAGUUUAUUUUUUGUUAUCUGUAAUUUUUCUAUGUUGUAUAAUUUAUUUGUCUAUGGUUUUUCACUUCCUUCCGUUUUCCAUUCGUUCUUGUAAAAGUGUGCUCAAAUAAAGUGGUUAGUGGUGUGUUAAUAU
This is a messenger RNA of Pieris napi, 5736 nucleotides long. RefSeq lists its product as uncharacterized. The record is from RefSeq and is a predicted model, not a curated record. The coding region runs from base 912 to 5459 and encodes 1515 amino acids. Lineage: Eukaryota; Metazoa; Arthropoda; Insecta; Lepidoptera; Pieridae. Gene Ontology annotation, biological process: DNA integration. Gene Ontology annotation, molecular function: nucleic acid binding. The transcript is spliced from 2 exons.